This is a messenger RNA of Fimicolochytrium jonesii, 2868 nucleotides long. Its product is annotated as P-loop containing nucleoside triphosphate hydrolase protein. NCBI's taxonomy places the organism in Eukaryota, Fungi, Chytridiomycota, Chytridiomycetes, Spizellomycetales, Powellomycetaceae. Gene Ontology annotation, biological process: autophagosome maturation; retrograde protein transport, ER to cytosol; mitotic spindle disassembly. Gene Ontology annotation, cellular component: VCP-NPL4-UFD1 AAA ATPase complex; nucleus; cytosol. Bases 152 to 2629 code for a protein of 825 amino acids. The transcript has 5 exons. Gene Ontology annotation, molecular function: ATP hydrolysis activity; polyubiquitin modification-dependent protein binding; ATP binding. The record is from RefSeq and is a predicted model, not a curated record.
AAGCAAUCCAUAAAGCGCGCCUGUGCCCAUUUUCCCACCCUGCAACUCAGACAACCACCCACAAACCCACAAACUGCAUCCGACUCUCAUUCCUUAAUCUCGCCAAUCACAGCUUGUAACAGCGCUAGAUAUACAAACUCCCAGCUCAGUCAUGACCGGCAAAGGAAAGCUGCCUGAAGUAAACCCGUCGGACGGGAAAGCAGCCGCCGACAACGAUGACACUGCGCUCGCCAUUCUGAAAAAGAAGGCGUCCCCAAACAAGCUCAUCGUUGACGAUGCAACAAAUGACGACAACUCGGUGUGCAUGCUCAACACGGCUACCAUCGAGCAGCUCAACUUGUUUCGUGGCGACACCGUCCUUCUCAAGGGCAAGAAGCGCAAGGACACCGUGUUGAUGGUCCUGUCCGACGACAAUGUCGAGCCCUCAAAGAUCAGGUUGAACAAGGUCGUCAGGAACAACCUCCGCGUUCGUCUUGGUGAUGUCGUGUCGGUGCACUCCUGCUCCGAAAUCAAAUACGGAAAGCGUAUCCACGUCCUUCCCAUCGACGACACGAUCGAGGGUAUCACGGGCAACCUGUUCGACAUUUACCUGAAACCCUACUUUUUGGAAGCGUACAGGCCGGUUAGACAGGGUGAUCUCUUUGUUGUUCGAGGAGCGAUGAGGCAGGUGGAGUUCAAGGUCGUAGAGGUCGACCCGUCCCCAUAUUGUAUCGUCGCCCAUGACACCGUCAUUCACUGCGAAGGAGAUCCGAUCAAGCGUGAGGAGGAGGAACAAAACCUGAAUGACGUUGGAUACGACGACAUUGGUGGCGUCCGAAGACAGUUGGCGCAGAUCCGAGAAUUAGUCGAACUGCCCCUGCGUCACCCACAAUUGUUCAAGUCCAUCGGUAUCAAGCCACCCCGCGGUAUCCUCAUGUUUGGUCCUCCCGGUACGGGCAAGACGCUAAUUGCCCGUGCGGUCGCAAACGAAACCGGUGCCUUCUUCUUCCUCAUCAACGGUCCCGAGAUUAUGUCCAAGAUGGCUGGUGAAUCUGAGAGCAACCUGAGGAAAGCUUUCGAAGAGGCGGAAAAGAAUAGCCCGGCUAUCAUCUUCAUUGAUGAGAUUGACGCCAUUGCCCCCAAGCGUGACAAGACAAACGGUGAAGUUGAACGUCGUGUCGUCUCCCAGCUGCUGACAUUGAUGGACGGUCUCAAGGCCCGCUCCAACGUCGUUGUUAUCGCCGCGACCAACCGACCCAACAGCAUCGAUGCCGCCCUGCGUCGUUUCGGACGUUUCGACCGUGAAAUUGACAUUGGUAUCCCUGACCCGACCGGACGUCUUGAGAUUCUGCGUAUCCACACCAAGAACAUGAAGCUCGGCGACGAUGUCGAUUUGGAGCAGAUUGCGUCCGAGACCCACGGUUACGUCGGUGCUGAUAUGGCUUCCCUGUGUUCCGAGGCUGCUAUCCAGCAGAUUCGUGAGAAGAUGGACCUUAUCGAUUUGGAGGAGGAGACGAUCGAUGCGGAGGUUUUGGACAGUUUGGCUGUUACCAUGGACAACUUUAGGUAUGCCCUUGGCAUCUCCAACCCAUCAGCCCUCCGCGAGACCAUUGUGGAAGUGCCAACCACCACUUGGGACGACAUUGGUGGUCUGGAGAAGGUCAAGCUGGAGUUGCAGGAGACUGUGCAGUACCCGGUCGAACACCCAGAGAAGUUCCUCAAAUUCGGCAUGAACCCCAGCAAGGGUGUGUUGUUCUACGGACCACCCGGAUGCGGAAAGACAUUGCUCGCCAAGGCUAUCGCCAACGAAUGUCAAGCAAAUUUCAUCUCUAUCAAAGGUCCUGAGCUCCUCACCAUGUGGUUCGGUGAAUCCGAAGCGAACGUCCGUGACGUGUUCGACAAGGCACGUGCCGCCGCACCCUGUGUCGUCUUCUUUGACGAGCUUGAUUCGAUCGCAAAGGCCCGUGGUUCCAGCUCCGGCGACGGCGGAGGUGCCGGUGACCGUGUGCUCAACCAGAUCCUGACGGAAAUGGACGGCAUGAACGCCAAGAAGAACGUCUUUGUUAUUGGUGCCACCAACAGGCCCGACCAGAUUGACCCCGCCCUCCUCCGUCCCGGCCGUCUCGACCAACUGAUCUACAUCCCUCUCCCCGACGAGAAAUCGCGCCUAGGCGUCAUCGAAGCCACCCUCCGCAAAUCCCCCGUCAGCAAGGAUGUCGACAUUAACCACAUGGCCAAAGCCACCAACGGGUUCUCCGGCGCCGACUUGACCGAGAUCUGCCAACGCGCCUGCAAGCUCGCCAUCCGCGAAUCCAUCGAAAAAGAGAUCAGCCGCGAGCGCGCGCGCAAGGAAGCCCUCGCCGCCGGCCAGGAGCCCAUGGACGGUGUCGAGGAGGACGACCCGGUCCCCGAGAUCACGCGCGCGCACUUCGAGGAAGCGAUGAAGUAUGCUCGGAGGAGUGUUUCGGACAACGAUAUCCGCAAGUACGAGAUGUUUGCGCAGAACUUGCAGCAGAGUCAAGGGUUUGGCGGGCAGUUCAAGUUCCCGGAGGCCGCGGGGUCGACGGGUGCUGGGGCUGCUGGUGCCGGUGGGGCGGGUAACAGCGCGUUUGCAGAAGAUGUUGGCGCUGAUGAUGAUUUGUACUCUUGAACAACGCGUGCAUCAUCGGUCGACGCCCCGUCGUGUGAUGUGAUUAUUAGUCCUUUACUGUCCUCCUUUCCUUCUUGUUUGGGUUGGUGUUCUCGGCCGUCUUUUUACACCCCGCUUUGCAAAUAUUCCACCUCUCCUUGUGUUUGCUUUUGCUUUGUAUCUGUAAACCGGCCUUUCUACCUGUAAAACCCGUUUGUUUGUAAAUUUUUUGAAAAUGGAAACUGGUGCCUUGACGGGAA